Zeugodacus cucurbitae (melon fly) is the source of this 7686-nucleotide messenger RNA. It is a transcript of the gene Clk, whose product is annotated as circadian locomoter output cycles protein kaput. Lineage: Eukaryota; Metazoa; Arthropoda; Insecta; Diptera; Tephritidae. The transcript has 8 exons. The record is from RefSeq and is a predicted model, not a curated record. Gene Ontology annotation, biological process: regulation of transcription by RNA polymerase II; circadian regulation of gene expression. Gene Ontology annotation, cellular component: CLOCK-BMAL transcription complex; nucleus; cytoplasm. Bases 1658 to 4879 code for a protein of 1073 amino acids. Gene Ontology annotation, molecular function: DNA-binding transcription factor activity, RNA polymerase II-specific; RNA polymerase II cis-regulatory region sequence-specific DNA binding; protein dimerization activity.
ACUCAAUUGGGCAAAUUGCCAUUGGGUUGAAACAUUUGGAACUAACUCAAUGUUUUAAAAAAUUUAUUUAGUUUUGAAGUGAUUAAGGUUAAACGUUCAUGCUCACGUUUUCUGAACGAUCAUUCUUUGGACCAGAUGCGAUCUUUAUAUCCAAUGUACUUCCAUGUUUUUUUAGGUUAUGCCGAUCCCACUCCGUCGCAUGCUCACGCAGCCACCCAACUCACUCAAACCACUUUCCAUAUGCAUUUGAGCUCACUUGAGCAGGCGCACGCUGACCCAUCUACCCCCAACACAGCGCAUUUAGCUCGAGAAUUUUUGCGUUCUUUUCUUCGUGUUGAGUGCAUUUGCAAUGGCUGUCUGCCGGAGAAUGUGCGCUUGUGGAAGUGAGAACUUUUUUACCAAAACCACCAGCGGCUGGUAAAAAGUGCACAAGCUUAGAAAUUUUGCGAUUUUAGUUUGUUUAGUGAAACGCGCGCGAAUCGGACGACGAACGCGAACGGUACACGGUGUACGGUGACUGUAACGGGUCUUAAUUUCACAAAGCGUAUGCUUCGAAAAUAUUUAAUUAUUGCGUUGACGGUUCCUAUAUGCAAUGCCAUGCAUACGUGUGCAGCUGAACGCUGAGAGCGAAACGCAAAUCUGUGGCGAUCGAAAAAGUAGCUGGAAAUGAUUGUCAUUAGAUUACUAAUGCAAACGAUCGUUUCGAAAGUGUUGUGAGCAAAAUGCGAAAUUAAAGAAAUAUUUUUGAGAGUUUUGUGUUACAGUUUUUCGUUGGUUGGCAUUUUUAUAAAAAAAAAAAAAUUUUUGUAAAAAAAAAAAAUAUUUUAUUAAAAAAAAUUUUAAAUAUUGAAAGUGAAAUGAAAGUGCAGUGCUGAAAUAUUAAGAAUUAAAUAUUUUCAAGGCCUUUAAGCUUUUAUAAAAAAAUAUAUAUGCAUUUAAUUAUAGUAAUUGCAUCGAUUUUUCAAUUACUGCAACCGUAUGCCAAUCUAAUUUACGGAAUCACAAGCCGCUAGCGCGCUGUGUAAGCUUAAAAGUAAAAGCUGUAAGCUUCGUAACGCCGCACAGCCUUCGUCAAGUGCAACAGUUCAAGUGCAACACGACGCAGUUCAGCCGAAGAAGUGCAAAUAGUGGCAGAAAAGGUGCUGCCAGCAGCGAUUACAUGGAAUAAUAUGUGUUUGAAAAUGUUCUACAACAACAAAGCAUUAUUUUAAUAUAAGAAAAUUCGUCUGUGCCAAGCAGCUGUGUGUAUGCUGAGGAAAAUGUUUGCAACAAAUGAUUUUGAACUCUUCUUCAAAGUGGAUAUUACUUAAAUAAAAUAAUUACGAUUUGAGAAAAAAAUUUUACAAAAUGCCAUAAGGAAAUCUUGUGUUUAAAAAUUGCAAAAGCAAGCUUAAAAUAAAAAAUAAAUAAUUAUAUAAAUAAAGAGUGAUACUGUGUAUCUACAACAGUGUAAAACAAAUUUUCAUAAUUUAUAUUUUAUUGAAACGAAGAAAACCAGCGAUUAGUGCAUUGAAAAAAUCUGCCAGGCAAUUUUUUUUUUCUGGUGACAGUGGAAAAUUUUCGCUUGUAAAACAACUUCGUGUUUUGCGUUCGUCAUUGACGCAACGCCAUUCGUUUGCAGCCAUAUUGAAAAUUGGAUUAUCUAACGCAUUUCAAAAUGGAGGACGAGAGUGACGACAAGGACGACACAAAAAGAAAAUCUCGAAAUCUCAGCGAAAAGAAGAGGCGAGAUCAAUUUAAUACGCUGGUGAAUGAUUUGAGCGCGUUGAUAUCGACAUCAAAUCGAAAAAUGGAUAAAUCGACAGUGCUCAAAUCGACAAUAGCAUUUCUGAAACAUCACAACGAGGCCACCGAUCGUUCGAAAGUUUUCGAAAUACAGCAAGACUGGAAACCAACAUUUCUUACCAACGACGAGUUUACACAUCUCAUGUUAGAAUCCUUGGAUGGCUUCAUAAUAGUGUUUAGCGGUAUUGGUUCCAUAUGUUAUGCCUCCGAAAGUAUUACACCACUACUUGGUUACCUGCCGAGCGACCUAGUGAAUAUGACUAUUUUCGAUUUGACCUACGAAAUGGAUCAUGAAAGCCUAUUAAAUAUAUUUCUAAAUCCCAAACCAGUGAUCGAGCCACUACAGACUGAUAUCAACUCAAGUAAUCAAAUUACAUUCUAUUUGCAUUUACGGCGUGGCGGUAUCGACAAAGUGGAUGCCAAUGCGUACGAGUUAGUUAAAUUUGUAGGUUAUUUUCGAAAUGAUGUGAAUCUUGAUAGCAUACAAUCACAGAACACGCUUGCCUUGCCACGUAUCUUCCAAAUGAAUCCCAGUGCAGAGGUGGACAAGAAGUUGAUUUUCGUUGGCACUGGACGCAUACAGACGCCGCAGCUGAUACGCGAGAUGUCCGCCAUAGAUCCGACAUGUAACGAGUUCACCUCGAAGCAUAGCAUGGAAUGGAAGUUCCUAUUUCUGGAUCAUCGUGCGCCGCCGAUCAUCGGUUAUAUGCCUUUUGAAGUGCUCGGCACUUCUGGUUAUGAUUAUUACCAUUUCGAUGAUCUGGAUAGCAUUGUUGCGUGUCAUGAGGAGUUGAUGCAGAAAGGCGAAUGCAAGUCGUGCUAUUAUCGUUUCCUCACGAAAGGACAGCAAUGGAUCUGGCUGCAGACAGAAUUCUACGUGUCCUACCACCAAUUCAGCUCGAAACCCGACUACGUUGUGUGUACGCACAAAGUUGUCAGCUACGCAGAUGUGAUACGCCAAAGUAAGGCGGGCAAUAAGUUGGAUAAAACUCCUUCGAUCAACAAUAGCACUAGCAAGUCAUCCACAAUGACAUUGAGAGAUAUUGAAAAUACCAGUCAAAGUCUGGAUCCCUCUACGCUUUCGGCGAGCGAUAGCGGCAAUGUGAUAAUGGGCAUAUUGAAUGAAGCCUCGCCUAGGCUGGACACUUCACCGAUUUGGCCGAAUGCUUCCUCAGCCACUGGCAUAACGUCAACAACGUUUAAGACAUCCCGACCCGCUUCGAGCUAUGGCAAUAUUAGCUCUACUGGAAUCUCACCGACAGCUAAACGAAAACGUUAUUUCCCACACAGGCCGGGCAACGAAUCGGAUUCGACGUCUAUGUCUGCGGACUCGGUUACGAGCAAACAAUCGCUUAUGACACAUUUGAGUUCGAGUCGCCAACGUCACGGCCACAGUUCGGGUAUGCAAAUGCCACAGAGUACAACGCAUAUGCAACAGCUUAAUGCCGCCAACCAACACGGGCUGCACAAUCACCACCAGUCGCAGCAGAACACGCCGUUGCAGAUGAACCAAAUGCAGAACCAACAAAAGAUCCUACCGAUGCUACCGCAACACACCAUGGCGCAGGCGCAAAUGGUGGCCAACAAUCCAUGUCAAUUCACGCAGCCCUCCUUUCCGAUACGCAGCUCGCAAAUCGUUGGUCCCACAUUCCUGGAGCCGUCGCAAUAUCUUGCCGCCAUACCGGUGCAGCCGGUGAUCGCGCAAUUUCCGGUCGCGCCGGUGCUCUCACCGCUGCCAGUGAAUAUGAGUGCGGCGCCACCUUGGAAAGCGGCCACACAACCGACGAACGGUACAUUCGAUCCGCUGCAAAGCCAAACAGAUAUGCUGUCCGGCGCGGUGGUGAUGACAUCGACCCAGACACAGCUGCAGGAUCAGCUGCAACGCAAGCACGACGAACUGCAAAAGCUGAUAAUGCAACAGCAGGACGAAUUGCGCAUGGUCUCCGAGCAGCUGUUGCUGGCGCGCUACACGCUACUGCAGCCGAUGAUGCCCAUGAACUAUAAUACGCCCCCGAAUAGUGCUCGUGGCAAUUACAACUUCAGCAGCGCGAAUACGAUGGAGCAGCAAUUCAAUCAAUUUGGCUUUACCAUGAACACCAAUGAGCAGCUGGUGGAUCAGACGGCGCAGCAAAUGAUGUUGCAACAACAACAACAACAGCAGCAGCAACAACACGCGCAGUCGCAACAGCAACAUAAUAUGCAACAGCAGCAGCAGCCGACGCAGCAUAUGCAAACACAACAACAACAACUGCAUACUCAUAAUCAUCAGCAACAGCAGCAACAACAAACAGCGCAACAAAGCAAUCACCAUCAACAGCAGCAUCAUCAUCAUCAGAAUCCGCAACAAAAUCAGUCGCAGCUGCAACACCUGCAGGCGCUGCAACAACAACAGCAGCCACAACAACAACCACAGCAGCAGUCGCAGGAACAAGCGCAGCAGCAGCAACAACAACAACAGCAGCAACAGCAAUUGAAUCUUCUCUCACGCAGUGUACCUGAUCUGGCGCAAUUCGGUCACGAAGACAUCGACGCCUUCUUCAAUCUCUCGCCGCUGCAAACCAUGGGCAGCUCACAGUCGAAUCAUAAUCCGCGGAACAACAACAACAAUAAUGCGGUGAGCUCCAGCAACGGCCAACAACAACAGAGCGGUAUGAAUCAGAAUUUCCUCAACAACACCAGCGCACCACAAGCGACCAAUGAGGAUUCGCUACUCACCUACAUGCAAAUGGCCACCGAGUCCAGUUCGACGCUCAACUUUCCGAUGGGCAUUAGCGAAGAUGGUUCCGAAUCGCAGAGUGAUCGCAUCGAUGGUAAAUUGAUUGGCAGCAAUCAAGUAAUGCAACCACAGCAGCAGCAACAACAUCAGGUGUUAACACAUCAACAGCAACAACAACAGCAACAGCAGCAGCAACAGCAGCAGCAACAACAACAACGUAACAAUAACUUCUUUCCGAACAAUCCAUUCGAAGCGCUCGGCAAUCAGGCGAACACAAAUCAAUUACCUAACGAUCUGGAAAUACUGCCCUAUCAGAUGUCGCAGGAGCAGUCACAGAACCUCUUCAACUCACCGCAAUCCUCGAGAAAUAGUCAAUAGCCUUAAGUCGCAAUUCGAAUUAGUUUAAUCAUAAGCUUUUAAUUAGUUUUAUUUGUAUGUAUGUAUGUGUGUAAAUAUGUAUAUGUAUUUGUAUGCGUUCGUCGAGUUUAUGGUAGGCGUAGUGAGUAAGUACAAACCCUGCAGGAAAGUCCACGAUUGUAGUCUGGUUGCCUUUUGAUUAUUCUAUGUGUUCCACGCCUCCCAUAUUCCAAUCUAAGGGAAAUUGGACAACUAGAAUAGAAGAUGCUUAGAAAUGUUGCAAUUUGACUUUCCUUAAACCAACCAACCAACUAUUCUAUAUGUUGCCCUGGAAGAUAACAGAUCUUCAAUUUUUCCUAUAGCUACUUUUAUGUCCAUAUACUUUUGACAGUCGGUUCGACCCAUAAUAAUCGGACUAAAUUACUUUUGAUCAUUUCUCAAUCAUCAUAAUCGCCCCUAGCUUCUCAUAUAACUUAAAAAAAUAAACAUUACGACCAACCCGAAAUCUGCUUUGCAUCCUUAUGUUAUGGUGUAGAAAUGUUCGUAUUGGGAGUACAUACUACCAAGCCUGAUUUUCAUACAACAUCAUUUUAGUCGAAAGCUAUUUUCACAGAUCGAAAUCGAACGAAAUCUUUUGUAGAACUCAUAUACCGAAAAAGGUAAUUGCUAUUCUAUACAGAAGUAUAUAUUUAGCCAAUCUCGAAAUUAGAGGAAACCGCUAUAGGUCUUUCCUAGUUACCACUUCAGUAUAAUGACUAUAAUAUAAUAUAGAUGGACAUGUUUCCUUCAAAAUAUUGUAGUUCAAGAUCAACUAUGAAUUAAAUCGGUUGAGAUCUUGCUCCAGACCUUUAACACCAAUUAUAUCGAAUUCUGGUCUGUUUAAUUCAAUGACCCUCUCUGAUUUAUUCAAUGGUUGGUAAGACGAUAUGAGAUAUGGUAUGGCUCAAUACCAAAAUAUAGAUUAUAUUUGCUAAUUCGAACUUCUAUCGUUCAUAUAUCCAUAUUGAUCAUAUAGAUCACAUCAAGAUAUCUUCGUAAAAUUUAUUGCUAUUUUUUGCUGUGGUAAAAUUGAUAUUUUACGGUAUAGAUAUAGAACAUUAAUCAUUGAGUUGUUUUUAAAAUGCAGAUUUCUGAUACAAAAUGAGCGAAUACAUUAAAUUUUUAAAAUUAAAAAAAAAAAUAUGCAAAAAUCAGGACAAGAUUUUUUCGAUUUUAUCUACCAACGAAUACCGAAUUCCUCCUGGAAAUCUUUCACACUAUCAAUCCUUACAAAUUGUAAGAGUUCAGUAUAUGGUGUUCGGCUGCAACUGAACAUCGCUGUUUUAAGUUAUGGUUCAACCAUUUUAUGCUGGUCUAUGUGGUUCUCGACUGCAGGUUCGUAGAGGCUAAAUUGUUAGAGCAUGUCAUAUGGAUGCUUGUUUGUUUGAGAAUGUGUUUUAUAUUUUUGUAGACUUAGUAAAAGAUAUAUUAUUUUAGUAAAUAUGUAAAAGAUUAAUUGGAACUAAAUUUCCUUAAAGGAAAGUGUUUUUUUUUAAUUCAUUGAAACACUUUCGUGUGUGAUCUGCUUGCCAAAAUUUGAAUUGAUACGGUCUUGUGAAAUAAAAAAAAAUUAAUUAUAUUUAAGUAAAUAUAAAAAUAUGUUUUUUUUUUAAAUAAAUUUAUUUAUAAGUAGGUUCAUAUAAUAAUUUAAACUUAUAAGGCAGCUCUUUAUUAUUGUUUUUUGUUGGAUUGUGUGAUAGCAAAUUAUGGCAAAGAGUAAACUGUAUUUAAUAUAACCAUUAUUGAAAAUGUUUUUAGUUUUUUUUUUGUUCGUAUGUUUUCCAUAAAAUAUUUUAUGUAGAUCCAUAGUGAAAACUCAAGCUUCAAAACUCCAGCAACGCACUUAUAUUUAAAGUAGAGCUUACUUACUGAUGUUUAACAUACAUAUCUGUUUGAUUAAUUUAAAAAGUUUUCAAAUUUCUUUCAAAAAAUAACAGAUUUAUUUAUACAAAUAUAUUUUUUUAAAUGCUUUUUUAAAAGAGUAUAUUGUUUUUGAAAAAUUUUGUUCGGAAUGAACUGAAUAUGCGUUUACAAGUUUCAUCAAAUCCUCUAAAUAAAUCAGUGCAGCAAAAUAUAAGUAUUGUUGAGGUACAUCGAAGAAUUAUUUUCAAGUUUUAGGAAAAUUGCCAAGUAAAAUUCUUUUCUAUCCCGCUAUUGCGAGUGUUCAGUAGAUUAGACUCCAGCCGAUUGAGUAGAUUAUAUUAUAAUUUGCUAUUGUGUAACUUGAUCGACAACAUUGAAAAAUUUCCAAUGAUUGAAAAAUAUCUGUCGACAAAUAAGCGAUUGAAAAUCAUUCACAGUCGUUGGUUGAGCGAUAUAGGGAUGUAUAUAAGAGACACUUGACUUUAUAAUAAAAGUCGCAAAAUUAUACUUAUCGAUUCUUUUAGACCUUAAAAGCUUUGAUAGUUAAGUGGAACAAACUACUCGUAUUUAGUCGGACUCUAAAUUAAACAAUUCAAAAUGCAUACUUUACAAGAGUUUGACCGAGAUCUGAUUCCGACUGUUUAGUCACUGAAGACAUUUAUUUUGUCUCUUUGUUAAUUUGAUUCAGAUAUUGGUCUUCUUGACACAAAAUUCAUUUCACUAAGCCACCGUUCUCGACAUUGUUUUGUCGAAGGAACAACUUUAGAAAUUAGUUUUUUUGUGACCUUGAGAGCAUUCUACAAACUUAUUAUGCAUUUUCAUUGUUUGAUUUCUGUACUGUAAGGAUCACUUUUGAAAUACUUUAUUGAAUCUGAGAAUAAUCCACAACGUUUCUGCACUUUAAAAUAUAGAAUACGGAUUUUUUU